Cyprinus carpio (common carp) is the source of this 2194-nucleotide messenger RNA. Its product is annotated as breast cancer metastasis-suppressor 1-like protein-A. The record is from RefSeq and is a predicted model, not a curated record. NCBI's taxonomy places the organism in Eukaryota, Metazoa, Chordata, Actinopteri, Cypriniformes, Cyprinidae. Gene Ontology annotation, cellular component: Sin3-type complex. Gene Ontology annotation, molecular function: histone deacetylase binding. Gene Ontology annotation, biological process: negative regulation of transcription by RNA polymerase II.
CAGCCUGAUGAUUGGUCAUCCACGAAUCCAUGUUUGAAACGUGAUUUUCUUCUCCGGACGCUUCUGUCGUCUUCGUCUCGGUGGGUUGUUUACUGUAUCAAGUAUUUCAUAUAGGAUGCCAGUUCACCCGCGGGAUAGAAAAGAGAAUAACCACGAAGAAAUGGACGUGGACUAUCCGGAACAAGAGGCCAGCAGCUCCGACGAAGAGGACUCCGUGAGCUCGAGCGCGUCUGAGGAUGGAGACACUUCAGACAUGGAUGAUGAAGACUGUGAAAGAAGGCGCAUGGAGUGUUUAGAUGAGAUGACAAAUCUUGAGAAGCAGUUCACAGACCUGAAGGAUCAUUUGUAUAAGGAGAGGCUAACUCAGGUGGAUCUGAAACUGCAAGAAGUGAUUGCUGGCAGUGCUCUGGAGUACCUCGAGCCCCUGGUCACCCUGCAGGAGAACAUGCAGAUCCGAACCAAAGUCGCAGGGAUCUAUCGUGAGCUCUGCUUGGAAUCGGUCAGAAACAAAUACGACUGUGAGAUGCAAGCAGCCAGCCAGCACUGGGAGAGUGAGAAGCUCCUGCUUUUCGACACGGUUCAGGGUGAACUGGAAGAGAAGAUCAGACGACUGGAGGAGGACAGACACAGCAUAGAUAUAACUUCAGAACUGUGGAAUGAUGGUCUGCAGUCUAAGAAGAAUAAAAAGAAGGACCCCCUCAGUCCUGGAAAGAAGAAGAAACCUGUGGUUGUGUCAGGACCAUACAUUGUUUACAUGUUGCAAGACCUGGAUAUACUUGAAGACUGGACUGCCAUAAGAAAGGCAAUGGCUUCAGUGGGUCCUCACAGAGUAAAAGUAGAUGCUCCUGUGAAACCAGAACGACACCAUCAUGUUGCCCGAUCAGAGGAUGGACGCCUGUUCUAUGACAACAAAUGGUACAGCCGGGGUCAGGCCAUAUGUAUCAGCAGGAAGGACGAGUACCCCACCAGUGCCACAAUAACCACUGUUAACCAUGAUGAAGUUUGGUACAAACGUCUGGAUGGCAGCAAAUCAAAGCUUUACAUCUCUCAGCUCCAGAAAGGCAAAUACACUAUAAAACACUCAUAAAGACCCUCCUCCGUUCCACGCCGUUCUCCGUUUGUCACCAUAUCGACUCGUUCAUGCUGGAUGCUCUUACAUGCAUGUAUCACAUGUUUGCACUUCCUAAGCUCGAGCUGCUAAACAAACACCUGGUUGCCAAGGAAAAGUGAAAGUGUGUGCCUUGAUGACAAGGAUGAGCCAGUAAAGCCUUGUUCAAAGCAGAAGCCCAGCUGAUUGGUAUUGCUUAUCCUGGACACAUGACAGUUUCCAUGCCUUUAUGAAAUACAGAGUUUGAUUUAUGGAGCAUGUCUCAGUGUUCUGCAAUGAGUUAGUGCCAUGUGUCCUGUUCUGUGUCUCUGAGAUGCAUAAUGUUUUAAACAACAGAACGGUCCAUGAAGUGUUAUUUUUGUACUUGUUCUAAAAAAAAAAAAAAUGACAAUAACUUGUGAAUUCACUCUAAAAGUCUAUAAAAUGUAUAUAGCAGUAUUUAGGAGAUUGUCUUAGUUUAGUAUGUAUUAAGUCAUGUAUUUGUUUUGUAACUAUUAUUAUUUUCCGUUAAAACAAUCCAAUGUAGCAUAUUCUGAGCCUUUGAUCAAAUAUAUGAUUCAUCUCUGGCUAUAUUUCUGGUAAAUAUUGUAGUUUUUGAUUGCCCCUGAAGAGAUUUGUGAAAUCUCCAACAAUUGUGCUGAAUGAUGUUGUAUUUUCAGUAAUUAUCAAAUAGUCUCAUACAUUUUAUAGUGUUUUAGCCCUUUGUAAUUGUGUAUCGAGUUGCAUGAUUUGACUUAUUGCAUCAAUUAUUAUUAUUAUUAUUUUUAUUACUGAUUUAAAAAUGCUUUAAUUGAUGCAAUACCAAACACUACACCAAUCCAGACAAAAGAACCAUGUCUUCCGGACAUCACAGAGCCACCAAGGUCCAACACAUCCGUUUAAUAAACAAAUCUCCUCAAAUCAGUAAGGAGUAAAUCAUAUCUGAGUAUUAUGUGACUGAUAAAAUGAUUUUUGUAGCAAAUAAAGAGCUUUGACUGGACUGUGAGUUCACAGAAUGUAAUUAUAUUGCUUUAUUUGACACUGGAGUUUCUGUUCGGUUCACAGUGGAAAUAUCAUAUUCUGUUAUAAAGUUGAUUUUGCAUGGCA